Molecule: messenger RNA, 2084 nt
Organism: Metopolophium dirhodum (rose-grain aphid)
Lineage: Eukaryota; Metazoa; Arthropoda; Insecta; Hemiptera; Aphididae
Exons: 3
Coding region: 367-915 (182 amino acids)
Source: RefSeq, a predicted model, not a curated record
GUAACCACAAAAAAAAAUUUUGUAAUCACACCGGUACCCCCGAAAAACCACUUUACAAGUUCCGGGUGCCAGGGUAACGUUACCCCGGCGCCCCGUACAACAAAAAAUGAAAAUUUCGACUUGAAAACUGUUGGGGAUUAUGUUAUUUAUUAUGUAACAAUUUGUAACCACAAAAAAAAAUUUUGUAAUCACACCGGUACCCCCGAAAAACUCGAUGUACAAUAUGUAUGAUUAGUAUUUUAUAUACUAUACGAUAUCGGACAUGGCUUCAUAAUUGGAGAGCAAGCUAUAUUUGAUGGUCAAAUGAAAAUGGUCAUAAUUAAUUAGGAGGUACUCAUAUAAGAUUACCUCGGCAAUAUUAAAUUAAUGGAUGCAAUGGAUACAAUUUCAUCAACAGCCAAUAAGCUGUUAAAAGAAUUUUCUUUAGACAAUAGAUAUGAAGUAAUAUCAUUGACUGCUUAUGAGGGGAAAAUAAACAUUCAAGAAAAUAUUAACAACUUCUUAGAUAAGGAAUUUAUUGAGUGUAAAAGCUGCAAAAGUGAGAGAGUUAUAACUGCCAGCAUAAAAAACCAUUUGUUGAUAGAACUACUAUCAUUACCUACAGAUCUAGAAGCAUCAAUAAGCAUAUCCAAUCUGAGUGAUAUAGGAGCAAUCCAAAACAAUUAUGCAGGAGAAGUCCAUUUGUAUUUAGAUGAUAUUCCAAAAACAAUAAAAAUUAAUGAUAUUUAUUUUUUGAGAGGAGCUAUAGGGUUUUGUGGACAAGACCGGUGGGGAUUAAGAGUGACCACAGGACACUAUAAAGCGUUUGCAUACAGAUCAAAUGACCAAUGGGAAGUGUAUGAUGAUCUCAGAGAUGGCAUAUCAUUAAAUACAAAAAAGAAGGAAAAUAUUGAAAUGCUAUUGUAUUCAAAAUAAAUUGUAAAUAUAAAACGUCAACAUUUCGAAUUAAUUUUUAUUUAAAUAUAUUCCGUUUCCAAUUAAUACGUGAGGUGCUCAACAGGCAUGUGACAUUUAUGUAAAAUAAAAAAAAACAUAGUUAUCUUACUACAAUUAUUAGCAAUUAAUUAAAAAUAAUGCUAAAGAACACUUUACUGAAAAUUAGAGUGAAUUAGUAAAGUAUAAGUUUAACUUAUUUAACUAUAAAAAUUGUAUUCAAUGUAAAUAAUAUAAAAGUAUACUAAAAUUAAAUAAAUAAAAUUACAGGUAAAUCAAUAUAAAUUAAAACGAUAGUCUGUCAGUUCAUACUACUAAGUAUAUAUUUUUAGUAUACAUUUAUAUUGCUGUAAUUAAUUGUAUUAAUCGAAACUUCUCUUUAGAUCUAAAUAUAUCACCUCAUAUUUCUCAAUUGGUAGUAAAAUGAGGCUAUUUCAGCAAUAAUCAAUAGUUUGUCAACAAUUUGGGAAAUCCAUCGAAAAUUGGAUACAAUUUUUUUUUAACUUAGAGUUUUGUACAACCUAAGUGUAAAAUUGUAUUCAAAAUUUGUCCAAACAUGAAAACUAUUUUAAUUAUUCAUUCAUAACUUCAAAAACAAUGGUCUAAACUCUAGAUACUUGAAAAUUGAAAUGUAAACACAUCUAUAUAAAUGUCUUCCAAAAUAUUGAAAAACACUAAAUACAUAUAAUAUAUAUAAAAGGAAGAAAUCAAUAUUUAGGGACCACAAACAUAGAUGGAAAACUUUUUUUUUGAAUUUAAAAUGAAUGGUUCAAAUUGUCAACUGAACUGGACAUAAGAUAUUGAGUUUGGUUCUAAAAUCUUAAUUUAGAAAAAAAAUCCUAUUCAACUUCUGAGACUCAGGUAAGCAUAUAAUUCAAACAUACAAUUUUCAAUUAAUUUAAAUACGAACUAAAUAAUGAAUGUAAAAAGACAGUAGUUCCGAAGCACCGAUGUGGUUACAAAUUGUUACAUAGUAAAUAACAUAAUGCCCAACAGUUUUCAAGUCGAAAUUUUCAUUUUUUGUUGUACGGGGUGCCGGGGUAACGUUACCCUGGCACCCGGAACUUGUAAAGUGGUUUUUCGGGGGUACCGGUGUGAUUACAAAAUUUUUUUUUGUGGUUACAAAUUGUUACAUAAUAAAUAACAUAAUA